UUGUUUCGGGUUUCUUUAAGUUCGCUUUUUAAAUGUAAAUAUGAACAACGACUGGCCUGCUGAUGAUGCUGAAAUCGAUCUGGCAUUAAAUGAUGAGGCCCUGGGCAAGCUACUCGAUACACCAACCAAAUCAGAUCCAAAGGUGAUCUCCGAAUGCGUUGGCUUCGACGAGAGCGCGGGUAACAGUUGGCUUUACCCGAGCAAUUUGCCGCUUCGCUCGUAUCAGCACAGCAUUGUGCAGGCGGCACUUUAUCGCAACACGCUGGUGGUGCUGCCCACUGGACUGGGAAAGACCUUCAUUGCAGCAGUUGUGAUGUACAAUUUGCAUCGAUGGUAUCCCGAGAGCAAAUUGAUUUUCAUGGCACCAACUCGUCCGCUGGUGGCUCAGCAGAUCGCCGCAUGCCAAAAGAUAAUGCCCUUUUGCCCGGAGGACACAGUGGAGCUUACUGGACGUCUGCCGCGUGCCAAGCGCGCGGAAUUGUGGGCGACCAAGCGCGUCUUCUUUGCCACGCCCCAAGUGGUGCAAUCGGAUAUGCUAGACACGGGCGAUGGGCUGCAAUUCCCCUACAUGUCCAUCAAAUUGCUCGUUGUGGACGAGGCGCACAGGGCCAAGGGACGAUAUGCAUACACGCAGGUAACGGACUCACUAAUGGCUCGCAAUCCUUACUUCCGCAUGCUCGCUCUGUCUGCAACGCCAGGGCGCACCAUGGAGGACGUGGCUGCUGUCUGCCGCAAUCUGUGCAUCUCCCAUCUCGAAGUGCGCUGGGAUGACUCCAUAGACGUGCGACAGUAUGUGCACAAGCGUAGCAUGCGCACAAUUGUGGUGCCCCUCAAUGAUCGAAUCAAGGAGCCGCGUGCACAGCUUUUGCAAAUCAUUGAUCCUUAUCUGCGUCAGCUGAUUUCAGCAAAUGUGCUCAAGGGAGCUCGUGGUAAUAUUUCGCGCAACAAUCUGCUCUUUGACCAGAGCCGCUAUCAGGAGCACGUAGCCCGGGGUGAACGUCAUCCGGAGCACAGCUUAAUUGUCAGCAACUUUGCUGUGUGCAUUAGUUUGUAUCAUGCGCUGGAGCUGCUCGAGCGCCAUGGCCUGCGCGUCUUUGUGAACAAUUUUGAUGCGGAUGAGAAUGGAAGGGAUAAGUUUGUACUAAAGGAUCCUGCGCUUAGGGAGCUGGUGGAGAAGGUUCGCCGAGAGCUGGGUGCUAAUCCGCUAGAGCACUCGACGCACGCCAUGACCAAUGGGCAGGUGGCGCCGCUUCCUGCUAGCCUGGACUUUGGCCAUCCCAAGUACGAGCAGGCGAGACAAGUGCUCUUAACGCAUUUCGAGUCCCAUCCAGAUUCGCGUGCUAUCGUCUUCUGCGAGUAUCGUGAGUCCGUGAUGCUGAUUCAACGUUUACUGCUGCAGCACAGGCCGGUGCUGCGUCCGCGCUGCUUUGUGGGCCAAAGCUCAGGAACCAAUGGAAUCUGCGCCUUAACCCAAAAGGAGCAGCUGCAAAUUAUGUCGGACUUUCGUCAAGGCGUGAGCAACGUGCUGGUGGCCACGUCCAUUGGCGAGGAGGGCCUGGAUGUGGGUGAGGUGGAGCUGAUUGUGUGCUUCGACAUCUGCAGCUCGAAUCCGACACGAUUCGUGCAGCGCAUUGGGCGCACUGGCAGGCAGAAGAAAGGCGAUGUUGUCAUGCUGGUCACGGACGGACGAGAGCAGCAGCUGCUCAAGGAAAUGCUGGCCAACAAGGAUCAAAUGAAUCGCAAGCUGCUGCAGUCGACGUUGGUCAAGAGCGCUUUGUACCCACACUCGCCACGCCUUGUGCCGCCUCAAUUUCAUCCGCGAUGCGAACAACGCCUCAUGGAAUCCAUUCAGCCCAAACCGCAGACACCUUCGCCCAAAGCAAAGGGACGCAAGCAGCCCGUACAGCCAACGGUGAAAUGCCACGAUCUGCGUAGGUAUUUCACGCAGACCCAGGACAAAUUCCUGCAGGGCGAACCCGCAUACAAAGUGAGCGAGGCCUCACAGCGGCUGCUGCAGGAGCAGGCGGCGCGGCAGAGCGUGCCGAUCAAGAGCUUUCUGCUGGAUACGCAGGAGAACAAUGAACCGAUUGAGGCAACUCCUCCCUUAGCAGCUAGCAGCAGCAGUCAGGAGCAGGUGCAGCGGCUGCGCAGGAUGACGCGACUGCUGCAGGCAGCAAAACCUUUGGUCAGCGACUCGCAACGCAACCAGGAUCUGGUGGCACAGUUGCAGGACAAGCAGCUUCCCACUGCGCUCAAGCUCUACCUGAUCGAAUGCAAUGCGCACUUUGUGCGGGAUAUUCAUGCCAAGAUGCUGGAGCAACUGCAGCGUGAGCUGCCAGCAGCGCGCCUGAACUCCAGGCAGCAACGAACGCGAAAGAUCUACGAGCUGCUACAGUCGGUUUGCGGCGAUCACUUGGAGUGGCUGUUAGAACAAGCCGAAUCCAGCUGUGCAGAGCUCACGCUGAAAGAUUUGCUGCAGCCCCUGGAUGAGCAACCCGUCUUUGAAAGAGUCUGCACGGAUAUAUUUGAGGGGCUGCAGGAGACGGGAAUUUGUGCGGAUAACCAUGAGAUGCUGCAGCAGGAGUGGGAGCAGCUGGAGCUGCGCCGCCUGGAGCAGACCAUGAAAGAGCAGCUGGAUAAUGAGGCGACAAGUCUGUACGAGGACUGGCAGGACGAGGAGAUAGCCGAAGACGAUUGCCUGCCAACAACUGAGGUCUCCACCUCAGUAUAUCAAAGCCAAUGGGCAGAGACAGCACGACGCAGCUCCACGCCGUUGCAUGUGCGGCGGAGUCCUUCCGCCGUAGACUCCACCCAGCUGAGCACCAACCUGAGCCGACUCAAUUGCCUGAUGAGCGCGGCAAGCACGCCACUGCAGAAGAAUAAACAAAAUAAGAGGUCCUUGCUGGACGAGCUGGAUAAAGAUCUGUCAACCUUCGAUCAGCUGGCGGAGCAGCAGGAGGCAGUUGCAGUUGAGGCCACGCCGGAAGCGCUCGACUUGGAUCUCAAUGAUUUCCUAGAGCCGCUGCCCGAAGAGCAGCUGCUGCAGCAGAAGGAGAGUCAGGUGGACGAAGGCGUUGGCUUUAAAGAGAAUCAAGCUGAGGCUAUCGACGAGCAGAAGCCGAGUCCAGCUAAGAAAAUUCAGCCAGAAGUUGUUACCCCGCCGCGCAAUCUUUCUCCUGACAUCUUCGCAGAGGAUUCCUUAUCGCCUUGGAAGCCAACAACGACUGCUCCAGCUAUGAGCUUAGCCGCCAAAUUAGCAGCGAAAUCCACAGCUGCGCCUCUGACUGCGCCGGCUAACCGUACGCCGGAACGUGCGCCCGCCCCGCCCUCUGCUCAGCUCAAGUCUCCAAGUAUUUUCGAGAACUAUCUGCGUCGCAUGCGAGGCCGCGGGCAUUUGUCCAGAGAGGCGCAGCGCAUACACAGCAUGACCAGCAUGACCAACAUGACCAGCAUGGCAGCUGCUAAGCCACCUGAGCUAGAAGAGGACUCACCGAUUGUGCGACGUCGACCAGGCAAGCGCAAGAUCUAUGACAUAUCCGAUGAGGACAAGGCGGAGGUAACGCAGAUCCUGGAGGAGGACAGCUUUCAGGAGGUGCCUGCUACACAGUUGCCAGAGCUACGAACGCCUCCGCGUCGUAAACGCGCCAAGUUCAACGAAUUCGUUCUGCAGGAGGCAGACCAAAGCGGAUCCGAUCACGAAGAGGACGAGGAAGCGGAACGCAGCUAUGGGGUCUAUCUAAAAGACUCUGUCAUAGUCUCCAGCGAUGAUGAGGGGCACAAUGACACCACCACGCAUGCCAUGUACCUGCAGGGCAUUAGGAGUCCUGUGCAUCGUCCUGGCGCCUUUAAGAUACCAGCGCCGCGUCGGUUCGAUGAUGAGUUCAUCUACUCGCAGCCUGUGGAGCUUGAGCCGUCGCAAUAUUUGCCCAGCUCGUUCGUGGUAAAUGAUGACAGCGCUGUCAAAGAGGAUUCGCACAACGUAUCCGAGUGUCCGUUGGAGCGUGCCGAGCGCAUACUGAAGGAGCAGCGGCGCCAACGACGGCGCCAACGGGAAGGAGGAGGUGUCCCUGAGCCAACAACUGUAGCUGCGCGAAGCAAGCGACGACGCAUCCAAACAAUCAGCGAUUCCAGUGAAGAGGACGAUGUGAUCUUUUUGAACUGACUGACCCACUGACUGACCCACUGAUCGAGCUGUGCUUAAUCUCAGUGCCAUGUCCCCUGACUACUCUCAUACCCUCUUAAAAAUUUAGUUUUC
Drosophila arizonae is the source of this 4255-nucleotide messenger RNA. It is a transcript of the gene Fancm, whose product is annotated as FA complementation group M. Lineage: Eukaryota; Metazoa; Arthropoda; Insecta; Diptera; Drosophilidae. Gene Ontology annotation, biological process: interstrand cross-link repair; double-strand break repair via synthesis-dependent strand annealing. Gene Ontology annotation, molecular function: four-way junction DNA binding; 3'-5' DNA helicase activity; ATP binding. The record is from RefSeq and is a predicted model, not a curated record.